Seminavis robusta is the source of this 876-nucleotide messenger RNA. The record is from the annotation of a GenBank genome assembly. Lineage: Eukaryota; Bacillariophyta; Bacillariophyceae; Naviculales; Naviculaceae.
GCAUAAAAAGACAUAGAUUGGGAAACGAAACAAUAGAAACGCAAAGAAAGCAAACAAGCAAGAUGGAAGAGGGUCUAGACAAGUCAGAGAGUCUUUCGGAUUGCUCUUGCUCCACCGUGUCUCUUUCCAUAAGCAAUGAAGAUGCUUCCCCGACACCGGUAGAAAAGCCCGUGCAGGCAGAGAGAGUCAGACGACUACCUGCGAGAUCUCUCAGCAUGCCGCGAGGAUUGAGAUGGAAUAGAGAUGAUGCCCAGGUUGAAAAGACAGACGAACAGCACCUACCAAAGAAAGAAGAAAAGAUCAGGAGACCUCCCCCUAGAACAAACAGCAUGCCAAAGAGGACUCUUUGGAAAGACAAGGGCGGAAAGGCUCGAUACGUCUCGAAUGAGGCGCCCCCGGAGCCAGAGGUGGAACCGGUGGGACUUGCAACUGCCGCCACAGAAGCUUUGACAGAUGCAGUCAUUGCGGGUGGCGCUGCGGGACUUGCUGUUUUUGAUGCUGUGACGGCCACGAAGAGGCGCUUUGAUCGUCAGCUAAGCCAGAAACGUUUGAAUGUACUGGAGGAUUCGAACGAGCAGGAAGAUGCAGUAGCUGAAUCUGGAGGCCGGUUCGCACAGGGUCGACGGGGACUCUUGCGUCGCGCCAAGAGCUUGAGCGCUGUUCGAGGCGCUGGAAGACCAAUCAUGCCUGAACGUCAAAGCAGCCCAGACCGCUGCUCUGGUAUUGCAACGACCGCGGCAUAAUUGUAUAAACGCCUAAGGGGGCCGGCACAGUCCCCUCAUCACCCGCCCCCAAGACGGAACGAACUACGAUGGUGACUAUAUUUACACCGCUAGAUAUCAUUUAGAAGUUAGAAAAUGCAUUGGAGACAGCUGA